UCCAACGGUCCACGAAUGACGUGGUGGACCAGGUUCAAUAGUUCUCCCGCCACCUAUAAUCAUUAUGUCCGCGCCGUCCUCUAUGAUUAUAAUACGGGAGGUGUCCGUUACUUCCACGCCACACCCAAUCCAUUUUUCCCCAAAAUGCCCUCAACAUCCAAAAAUCCCCUCUCUAUCCUCUCCUGCCUCGUCGUCGUCGCCGUCCUCCUCCUCCCCUCUCCCUCCCAUGGCCGUAAAACCCUAGGGCGCCGUAUCCCCACCUCCCUCUACGACGGCUCCCCCGUCUUCCUCUGGCCACUCCCCAGGUACCUCACCAAUGGGAACCAAACCCUCUCCGUCGACCCCAAUCUCGCCCUCGCUGUCGAUGGCCCCGGGGGGAGCUCCUCCAUCGUCUCCGACGCGUUCGAGAGGUACCGGGACCUCAUCUUCAAUCCCUGGGCCAGAUCCGGGUCGCGCGACUCCGCCGCGUACGAUGUCUCCAAGCUGACGAUCUCCGUUGCUUCGGACAAUGAGACGCUGCAAUUAGGUGUGGACGAGAGCUAUGCGCUUUACGUGGGCGGCGGAGCGAGUCUCUCGAUCGUUGGUGGAGCAACAAUUGAGGCUAAUACUGUAUAUGGGGCUAUUCGCGGAUUAGAGACAUUCAGCCAAUUAUGUAUAUUUAACUAUGACACUAAAAAUGUUGAAGUAUACAAUGCACCGUGGUAUAUUCAAGACGAACCGCGCUUUGCCUUUCGUGGGUUGCUUCUUGAUACCUCACGGCAUUUCCUGCCAGUAAAUGUGAUCAAGCAAGUGAUUGAUUCUAUGUCUUAUGCUAAACUUAAUGUGCUUCAUUGGCAUAUCAUAGAUGAACAAUCCUUUCCUCUGGAAGUACCGUCUUAUCCAGAUCUGUGGAAAGGUUCAUACACAAAAUGGGAACGAUACACAAUCGAAGAUGCUUAUGAAGUUGUUGACUUUGCUAAGAAGAGAGGCAUUAACAUUAUGGCAGAAAUUGACAUCCCUGGUCAUGCAGAAUCAUGGGGAAGUGGUUAUCCUGAUCUCUGGCCUUCUCCCAAUUGUACAGAGCCGUUAGAUGUCACAAAAAAUUUCACAUUCGAAGUGAUUUCUGGAAUUCUGUCUGAUAUGAGAAAAAUAUUUCCUUUUGGUUUGUUUCACUUGGGCGGGGAUGAAGUUAAUACAGAAUGCUGGAAUUCGACAGCCCAUGUGAAGCAAUGGCUUCAGGAGCGAAACAUGACUACAAAGGAUGCAUAUCAGUACUUCGUAUUGAGGGCUCAAGGGUUGGCAAUCCAGCUUAACUGGAUUCCUGUAAACUGGGAAGAAACCUUUAACACAUUCAGCGCAAACCUCAAUCCUUUAACAGUUGUGCAUAACUGGUUGGGUCCUGGAGUUUGCCCUAAAGCUGUGGCGAGGGGUUUUAGAUGUAUUGUAAGCAAUCAGGGCGUAUGGUAUCUCGAUCAUCUAGAUGUUCCUUGGGAAGAAUUCUAUAAAAGCGAACCACUCGAAGGAAUAAAUAGUACCAUGCAGCAAAAGCUGGUGCUUGGUGGUGAGGUUUGCAUGUGGGCUGAGACGGCCGAUACGUCGGAUGUUCAACAAACAAUAUGGCCUCGUGCUGCGGCUGCUGCAGAGCGGUUGUGGAGUCCGCUGGAGGCUACUUCUGUUGGGAACCUGAACUUAACGGUGCUACCGCGACUACAUUACUUCAGAUGUUUACUGAACCAUCGCGGAGUCGCAGCUGCUCCCGUCUCAAAUCUCUAUGCACGCAGUCCCCCGACUGGUCCCGGUUCAUGCUUUGCUCAGUGAUGGAUGUUUUCUAUAUUUAUAGUCGCAUGGUGGUCUCUGAUUGGUCCUGGCUCGAUUCUAUGCGAGACUCUGUAUCAUUCCAUUCUUCCUGCUGUUACAAAAUAAUGAUUAUAACUCAUCGUAUUGGUGUGUGUAAUUCAGUGCAUCGGUUCUCUGUUCUUAACGUACAGUUUCUUAAUAAAUUAUUUAUUACUCUGUUUCUGUUUCAAA
Messenger RNA from Ananas comosus (pineapple), 2007 nucleotides. Its product is annotated as beta-hexosaminidase 1. The coding region runs from base 16 to 1797 and encodes 593 amino acids. Gene Ontology annotation, molecular function: beta-N-acetylhexosaminidase activity. The transcript has 15 exons. Gene Ontology annotation, cellular component: membrane. The record is from RefSeq and is a predicted model, not a curated record. Gene Ontology annotation, biological process: glycosaminoglycan metabolic process; carbohydrate metabolic process. Lineage: Eukaryota; Viridiplantae; Streptophyta; Magnoliopsida; Poales; Bromeliaceae.